Neoarius graeffei (lesser salmon catfish) is the source of this 3154-nucleotide messenger RNA. It is a transcript of the gene gnai3, whose product is annotated as guanine nucleotide binding protein (G protein), alpha inhibiting activity polypeptide 3. Gene Ontology annotation, biological process: adenylate cyclase-modulating G protein-coupled receptor signaling pathway. Bases 560 to 1624 code for a protein of 354 amino acids. The record is from RefSeq and is a predicted model, not a curated record. Gene Ontology annotation, cellular component: heterotrimeric G-protein complex. Gene Ontology annotation, molecular function: G-protein beta/gamma-subunit complex binding; GTPase activity; G protein-coupled receptor binding. The transcript has 9 exons. Lineage: Eukaryota; Metazoa; Chordata; Actinopteri; Siluriformes; Ariidae.
ACGGCUGUGGGCUGAGCGCGUGCUCUUCAGCGUCUCACAGGCUUGUCAGCAACUUUGAGGAAUUGGGCUUUUUUUCUCUCCACUGAGUUGUUUUUAAAGAAUAUAUUUUAAGGAUAUCUUACGCUCCAGCUGUAUUUUUAUUUUUAUCGAUAUGGUAUUACUUGCGACUUAGUGGUCACUUUUUAGUCAAAGAAAUAUCCAAGUGAGCUGCUUUCUUUCUCCGAACCGAACACAACGCUUGGUCUUGUUUAUGAUCUAAACUAGCUGGGUUUGUUUGUUUGUUUGUUCACACACCACUUUUUUUAACGACUUUAUCGUUUAAACGAAGUCGUUUUAAUUCCGUCGGAUGCCAGUUCGUUUCUUUCCCAUGUGAGAAUCGUCAGAACCAGCCAACCAACGCCUUUUCUGUGCGAGCCGUAAAGCGUAUGGUGUGAGAACAAACCCCAGCAGCCGAACACAGCCCGGUGCGCCAUCACCUCAUUACUGUUACUGCUCUGUUUUUUAUUUUAAUCAAGCGUCGUUUCUGUUGUUUUAGACAACAGACGGGUUUUAGGUGAAGAUGGGUUGCACCCUAAGCGCUGAGGAUAAAGCCGCGAUAGAAAGGAGCAAAAUAAUCGAUAGGAACCUGCGGGAAGACGGAGAGAAAGCGUCCAGAGAAGUCAAACUGCUGCUGCUGGGUGCUGGUGAAUCAGGGAAGAGCACGAUAGUAAAACAGAUGAAGAUCAUCCAUGAAGAUGGCUACUCAGAAGAGGAGUGCAAGCAGUACAAGGUGGUGGUGUACAGCAACACGAUCCAGUCAAUCAUUGCCAUCAUCAGAGCGAUGGGCCGUUUAAAGAUCGACUUUGGCGACCCAGCAAGAGCUGAUGACGCCAGGCAGUUGUUUGUGCUGGCUGGGACAGCAGAGGAAGGGGUUAUGACCCCCGAGUUGGCUGGGGUCAUCUGCAGGUUGUGGAUGGACAACGGGGUCCAGAGCUGCUUUGCCAGGUCCCGAGAGUAUCAGCUCAACGACUCGGCCUCCUAUUAUCUGAAUGAUCUGGAGAGGAUAUCCCAACAGAGCUACAUGCCCACACAGCAAGAUGUGCUGAGGACUCGAGUCAAGACCACCGGCAUUGUGGAAACCCACUUUACCUUUAAAGAGCUCUACUUCAAGAUGUUUGAUGUGGGUGGCCAGCGUUCGGAGAGGAAGAAAUGGAUUCACUGCUUCGAGGGUGUCACAGCCAUUAUCUUUUGCGUAGCACUGAGUGAUUACGACUUGGUGCUGGCUGAAGAUGAGGAGAUGAACCGCAUGCACGAAAGCAUGAAGUUGUUUGACAGCAUCUGCAACAACAAGUGGUUCACCGACACUUCAAUCAUCCUCUUCCUCAAUAAGAAGGACCUGUUUGAGGAGAAGAUCAAGAAGAGUCCGCUCACCAUCUGUUACCCUGAAUACUCAGGUUCUAACACGUAUGAAGAGGCUGCAGCUUACAUCCAGUGCCAGUUUGAGGAUUUAAACAGGCGAAAAGACACCAAGGAGAUAUACACUCACUUUACCUGCGCCACCGACACCAAGAACGUGCAGUUUGUCUUUGAUGCAGUCACUGACGUCAUCAUCAAGAACAGCCUGAUCGAGUGUGGGCUCUACUGAAGCAGCAUGAUUGUUUGCCAAGUGGGACUAACGAGCAAUGCCUCAUGGGAUGGAUCUCAUUGUCGCUGCCUGUAGUGGACUUCAGUCAGUGGGGGAAAAAUGACCAGACACACAGUGCUGCUACCGAACUGCACGUAUACCGUACAUCUUACUGUGCAUUUGGGGGUGGGGGGGGACUCUUCUUCAUUGGCCAUAUUAUCAUCUGUCUCUUUUGUUUUCGGUCCAUGUUGAAAUUGGUUGCUAAUUCUUUUGGCUGUUACAAUAAGUAAAGUAGUUCUAUGCACACACCAGAAUCCUAAAAGGUUGAGAUGCAUCUUGCCAAAAGAGGAAUUUCUGACCUUCAUCCGCUACAUAACUGUGAUUUCUUCAGCAAGCAGAAUUUUUCAAGUGUCCUCUCGUUAGGUUUCUAGGUAAGUUAUUGAUAAUCUGAUUCUUUUGAGUUCUUUAUUUUAGUUGCACAUUUCAGUGGAAACAAGACAAACGAAGGUGUUCACGUUAGUAGAGCAUUUUCAGUCAACAAGCCUGUAGCUGUUUAGUUUCCAAGUCAGAGGUAUGAGACAGAUGAUCGUUGCUUUAUUUAAAAAAAAAAAGUAAAUAGUAGCUAAAUACUUGUUUAUUUCUUUUAUCCUUCUCAAUUUAUUUUUAAGUGUGGACCACUACGUAACACUUUUUUGGUUCUUUACACUUGUGUAUGAAUGAUUGUUGAUUUUAAUAAAUUCAUGACUGCAUGCUAAUGGAACUAAUGAGUGGGUCAAGAACACUUUUGUAAUAAAUGUAGAAAUUGUGACUUUUGUGCAUGGAGGCUGAAUUUACAUUCACUGCUUGAAAUUUUGAAGGUUUUGUUGCUGGGAUUUAAAAAAAAAAAGUAGAUGGGCUUUUACCUUUAUGGCAGGUGUACUUAGUGUGUAAAUAUACAUGUUUAUUUUUACAUAAUUCUUUAACUUUUUUUUUUUUUUAAUUAAAUGCUCAUUUUCAAAAAUAACCUAGAGAGUCUGGAACUGCAAUGCUGAUCUGUGCUUUUAAUAGUGACAGACAGUUUGUCAGGUUGAUCUGCUUUAGGUCACACAUUUCUACUCUUUAUUUACGUAUUUAAAACAUUCGGAAGUAUUGAACUUUUAAAAUAGUUUUAACUGUUAGCCGACAACUAAAGUCUAUAAUUUUAGUGUAGCUCAGACUGUAGUGUAUAAUUCUUGUUAAGAUCUUAAGGGCUGUUGGAUGUACUGUGUUAAUCCUGUGGAUUUCUGUUUUAUAAAACAAACCGACAUCAUGGACUGCUUUGUAAUUUGUCCUGGUUUAAUUGUCGAACAUGUUUCCCAGUUAAGCUUGACUUUUAAUUGCUAUAACAGUGUUAUGCAGUCCUAUAAAAUUAUCCAUUCCCAGUAAUGUCUCAUUUUUACAGGUCUGUUUAUGCCUCUUCUUGUAUAACUUUUUUUUUUUUUUUAAUUUCCUGCUUGAAAAGUUUUUUAAAAAUCCUUUGUCUUUUUUCUGUACUGAGUCACUAAUAUCUAUUAAAGCACACACAAAUGAAAU